This is a messenger RNA of Aspergillus uvarum CBS 121591, 452 nucleotides long. RefSeq lists its product as uncharacterized. The transcript has a single exon. Bases 105 to 353 code for a protein of 82 amino acids. The record is from RefSeq and is a predicted model, not a curated record. Lineage: Eukaryota; Fungi; Ascomycota; Eurotiomycetes; Eurotiales; Aspergillaceae.
GGGUUGAAUUGGAUUUGAUUGUUGAUCACAAUUUUGCCAAGUGGAGUAUAGUACUACUCAUGGUAUCUAGCUACUGCCAGUAGAGCAUAAACCCAGUGCAUGAAAUGAUCUGGAUAAGCCACACACAGGCGGGGUGGAGCCGACGAUCGGCAAGCAUAAAAGAAGGCUAUGCGGCAAGGCUCGGACACAAGCCUGGGAUAAUCCGCCUUUUCCCCGCACUUCUCCGACCGUCAAUGCGGGGACUGCCCAUCUCCAUCCUUCUCCAUCUCUCCAUCCUGCCAUCGUCACCUCGUCCCUUUGACCCUUUUUUCGAGACAAUAGACAACUCAGAGCUGAUCCUUGCUUUGCAAUGAGCUAUGAUGGAUUGAGCCACUCCACUAAGCUUUGAACUCCAUCAGCUGUGUCAGCACUAACCGUUGGGUUGACUGACAUUAGCUGCUGUACCGGCUCCA